UCUCUUCUCUGAUAAAGCAUAUUAUUACUUGAAAUAAUGUUGUAAACACUCUUAUAAUCCAAUAUUCACUCAGAGCUUCAUUCAUUGAUCCAUACUUAUGACAUAACCAAUCAAAUAACGAAUUACACAAGAUUACAAAUUUUAAAAUCUACAGCAAUCAUUUUUUUUUUGUAAAAAUAGAUAUGACAGAAAUUAUCUAGAGGAGUGAUUAGUCGUGUUUCAACAGCUGAUAACGAACCAUCUACUGCGAAUCUUCUCAUCGCGAAUAUACUGUUUUUGACCUAAAUAAACGUAUCACAUCAAACAUUCCAGUGAAAUAAUUUAACAAAAAAAUGGCAUUUUUGGGUAAAGUUGUUUUAAUUACGGGAGCCAGUUCUGGAAUUGGUGCAGCAACUGCUAUUCACUUAUCAAGUCUAGGAGCUUCGUUAUCACUUACUGGACGUAACAUGGAAAAUCUUGAAAAAGUUGCCGGCCAAUGCAAAGAUCGCCAGCCAUUGCUGAUAGUUGGCGAACUAACUAAUGAACAAGACACGAAGAAUAUUUUGGAAACUACAAUUAAACAUUACGGCAAGCUGGAUGUCUUGAUCAACAAUGCUGGUACCAUUGAACGGGGCUCUAUUGAAAAUACAAGCUUGGAACAAUAUGAUCGUGUUUUUAAUCUCAAUGUUCGAUCGAUGUACCAACUUACCAUGCUGGCAACUCCCCACUUGAUAAAAACUAAAGGAAACAUCGUUAAUGUCUCUAGUGUGAAUGGAUUAAGAUCUUUUCCAGGAGUUUUAGCUUAUUGUAUGAGCAAAUCUGCUGUUGAUCAAUUCACUCGUUGUGUUGCUAUUGAAUUGGCUCCAAAACAGGUUCGUGUAAAUGCAGUGAAUCCUGGUGUAGUGAUAACUAAUCUCCACGAGAGAAGUGGCAUGAGUCCAGAAGAGCUAAAAAAUUUCUUCGAACGCAGUAAAACAACUCAUGCUCUUGGUCGACCAGGGAAUGUUGACGAAGUGGCAAAAACUAUUGCUUUUCUAGCUAGUGAUGAUGCUUCGUUUAUCACUGGAGCAACACUCCCUGUUGAUGGUGGACGACAUGCUUUGUGUCCUCGUUAAAAAGAUAUCUCUUGAUGUAAAAUAUCGUUGGAAUAAGAAGAUAUUAAUUUUAUAUUUUUUUUACGACACAAUGUCUUGUUUCCAAAUAAAUUCCUCUUGAAAACCAGA
Molecule: messenger RNA, 1202 nt
Organism: Chelonus insularis
Lineage: Eukaryota; Metazoa; Arthropoda; Insecta; Hymenoptera; Braconidae
Product: 3-oxoacyl-[acyl-carrier-protein] reductase FabG-like
Exons: 3
Coding region: 333-1094 (253 amino acids)
Molecular function (GO): oxidoreductase activity
Source: RefSeq, a predicted model, not a curated record